Molecule: messenger RNA, 4738 nt
Organism: Rana temporaria (common frog)
Lineage: Eukaryota; Metazoa; Chordata; Amphibia; Anura; Ranidae
Gene: MST1R
Product: macrophage stimulating 1 receptor
Exons: 22
Coding region: 310-4422 (1370 amino acids)
Biological process (GO): protein phosphorylation; phagocytosis; positive regulation of kinase activity
Cellular component (GO): signaling receptor complex; membrane
Molecular function (GO): protein binding; ATP binding; transmembrane receptor protein tyrosine kinase activity
Source: RefSeq, a predicted model, not a curated record
CUCUCCGCUGUGCUGGAAUCCUGCCAGUCAGUUCUCUGGGUGUGUAUAGGAAAUGAUCGAUGCCGAGAAUUUUCCUGGAUUUUCUAAGAAUUGAGAUUUUUCCCGAGCGGAUCCUCACCUCGGGAGUACCGGCGUUGGGACGGGCAGGACGCCGGGAUUUAUAGUGGAGUUUUUGGUUUCACCACCUGUUGAGUCUCCAUUAUGAAGAUCUGAAGGUGCUGUAUUAUGGAUUCCCUGUGUCUGUCGCUUUGUCCUCCACCAAGGUGAACUCUGACCUUCCCGUGUGUCCUGCUCCUCCUCCGCCCCAGUAUGCGGCAUCUAUCCCAACUGCUUCUCCUACUCUUCCUCAUAAGAGACUGCUUGGCAUCAACAUGGCAGUGCCCAAAAAGACCCUUCGUGUCUUUAGAUGCCGAUGUCCGAUAUAACCUCUCCAGCUUCACCGCACCGACCGCUAUCCAAAAUGUGGCCGCCAAGAAUGGGCCUCUACUCUUCAUUGCCACCACCAAUCACCUCUAUGUUCUGAAUGCUACCAACCUUCAGGUCGUGCAGGACCUCAUUACUGGUCCCACCAACAGCUCCGCGUGUGAACUGUGCUCCCAAUGUAAGAUGGGCGAUGCCCGCCCGGCCCAGGCCGAAGACACGGACAGCAAAGUCUUGGUGAUGGAUCCAGAAGAAGACGUUUUGAAUUUGUACAGCUGUGGUUCUUCUCUCCGUGGAGUUUGUUUCGUCCACGAAUUUGACAGCUCUGAAAUCUUGAGCUCCUCCUGCUUGUUCCGUGAAUCCUUCAACUCUCCUUCCUGGUGCCAGGACUGUGUCGCCAGCCCCCUCGGCACAGUGGUUACAGCCGUCGAUCACUUGAAGUCCAUCAAUUUAUAUAUAGCCUCAUCGGUGGAUUCCAGUAUGAAGGGGAACUAUGGUACCACGUCCGUGUCCAUCAGGCGAGUGCGGGCCGCACAUGAUGGCUUGGCAGAGUUUCACAAUUUGACUGUUCUUCCUACCUUCAUGGACAAAUACCCCAUCCAGUAUGUCUACACAUUCAGUACUCCGAGAUACGUCUUCUUCUUGACGAUACAGCUGGAGAACCCACACUCCAGAAACUACCACAGCAGGUUGGUGCGUCUGAGCGCAACAGAGCAGGACAUGAAAAGUUACCGGGAGCUGGUCUUGGACUGUCGGAUUGAGCUGAAGCGGCGUCGCAGAUCAGAACCCGAAACCUUCAACCUCGUCCAAGCAGCUCAUGUUGUUGCUGUGGGAAAGGAUCUGGCCACGGAGAUGAACCUGGACGACGGUGAUCUGGUGCUGUUUGCCACGUUUGGCCAAAGCGAGCCGCAGAGCGACAAACCUCGCCGCAAGUCUGCCCUCUGUGCCUUUCCGCUAAAGCUCAUCGACUACUCCAUCGCUGAGGGGAUGAGAAAAUGCUGCAGUGUGGAGUACAAAGAGAAACUUCAGAGAGGACUUACCUACUACCAGACCGAGUCCUACUGCCCCCAAAAUGUAAAUGAGUCGGCGCCAGAAACGGAUCACAGCUGCUGGGCCGUCCCCACAUUGGUCACCCCACCACUCAUACGUGUUGAUUUAUUUAAUGGAAGGAUGAAUGAUACCCUCCUGACGUCUCUAUAUGUCACCACCCAGGAGGCGCUCACCAUUGGGCACCUUGGCACCUCUGAUGGGAGAGUGCUGCAAGUGAUUCUCCAGCGCAACAGCAACCCCCUGAUCCUGUCCAACUUCUCGCUGAGCACUGAGUCUGUGUCCCGGGAGGUGACCCGCAUUCGGGAUGAUCUAUUUUUUGUCACUGGAAAACAGGUGACAAAGGUCAGCGUCGCAACGCCAGGGUGUCACCAUCUCCUCAGUUGUAGCCGCUGCCUUCGUGCCCCUCGUUUCAUGGGCUGUGGCUGGUGUGAAAAUGGCUGCGUGCGAGGGCCCGAGUGCCAGGGAAAAUGGAAUCAGGACUUCUGCCUGCCCAUUAUUAAUGAUUUUUAUCCUACAACGGCUCCUCUUCGUGGCAGCACCACAAUCACCAUUUGUGGAAGAGAUUUCCAGUCCCAGCAGGUGUACAAUCAGCCAGACAGCGUGCUGGUCUCCGCACAGACGCACAAAGUCAUGGUCGGCCAGCGGAGCUGUUUUGUCAAUCCAGAGCAGAGUGACGCUAAAAGGCUGGUAUGCACAUUGCAGAAAGACGGCCUUCCAGAUUCUGCGUCACCUGCGGAUGUCGUCGUCACCAUCAAAGAAGAUCUAAAAGAUGUGAAUUAUUACAUAGAUGGAAGUGCUACGGCCAGCGGAUUCACCUUUGUGGAGCCGAUCUUGACCUCGGUCUCUCCAUCCUUUGGACCUCUAGCUGGCGGAUCCCUGUUGACACUAAAGGGAAAGGACCUGAUGGCGGGAAAGUCUCAGCGCGUGUAUAUUGGGGACACGCUUUGCAACAUGGACAAUGAGUCUUGUCCCGCCGGUGACUUGUGCUGUCAGUCCCCUCCUGCCACCUCCGUUGGACCAGUCGAUAUCACUCUUUGGUUGGACGAAGCUCAGCUCUCUUACGUAGAACCAUUCAUGUACAAACCUAACCCGGUGAUCUAUAGUAUCCAGCCUAACUGCAGCUUAGUAGGGGGGACGUCCAUCACCAUUCAUGGGGCCAACCUGGAUUCCAUCUCCAAAGUCACCAUCUCCUACAAAGGCAUGAAGAAGACGUGUCAAGGGUCCUUUUCUCCAAACCGCACCCUCUGCGGCACCCCAUCUCUGCCAUACAAGAAGGAAAGUUACGGGACCCUUGGUGUACAAAUGGACGGGUUCUCCUACAACCAUUCCAAAAAGUUUGAAUACUUCAAAGACUACAUCGUCCACCCUUUUGAGAACGAGGACUUUCGCUUUAAGCUGAAGAAAGGCGAUACGGAGAUAAGUACCCAUCAUGAAAACCUCAGAUGGGUGAGCAACUGUUUGAACAUCUCCAUGACCGUCGGCGGACGAGAGUGUUACCCAAAAGUGUUGGAAAACGAGAUCACCUGUAGGGUACCCAAAGAUAUGGUGAUCCCAUCAGAGGGCUUGGUGGUAGAGGUGUGCGUGGAAGGUGUCUGCACUGAGCUGGGUAAGGUCGUAGUCGUUAAUCUCCUGGAUCCGGUGCUGGGAAUAGUCCUGGGAACGGUGGCCGCCUUAUUGAUCUGCGUUGUAUUGGGCUUCCUGAUCUGGAAGCAGCAGAAAUUUGGACAGAAGAAAAUUGCAGAGAACAUGGAAUUAUUGGUGAAUAAUAACAGAGAAACCCUUUCCUCCCCGACGGGCAAUCCCAUCCACUCCAUGCACAUCGACUACAGAGAGUCUUACAUCCCCAGCAGCAGCUCUGGUGGCGGGCAUUUCCACGGGGCCAUUUACUCUGGAAAUAGUAUUGGGACCAGCUCCAUGCCGCUUCUCAUCACCAACGUCCUGGACAACCUGAGGCCGGAGCUGCUAGACGAGGUGAAGGACGUUCUGAUCCCGGAGGGCCAUCUGAUCCUCCACCGCGAUCGCAUCAUUGGGAAAGGACAUUUUGGCAGUGUGUACCACGGGACGUACUGUGAAGAGGAUGGCCAGGAGAUGCACUGCGCUGUCAAGUCUCUCAACAGGAUAACGGAUGUGGAGGAGGUGGAGGAGUUCCUUAGAGAAGGGAUCCUGAUGAAGAGCUUCCAUCACCCGCAUGUCUUGUCCCUCAUUGGGAUCUUCUUACCGCGGGAGGGUCUUCCCUUGGUGGUCCUGCCAUACAUGUCACAUGGAGACCUGAGACACUUCAUCCGCAGCGAGGACAGAAACCCCACGGUGAAGGAUCUGGUCGGGUUCGGUCUGCAGGUUUCCCGGGGAAUGGAAUAUUUGGCCCAGGAGAAGUUUGUACACCGAGAUCUGGCGGCACGGAACUGCAUGCUGGACGACGCGUACCGGGUGAAAGUGGCAGAUUUCGGCCUGGCCCGCGAUGUCUUUGACAAGGAAUACUACAGUGUGCGUCGUCAUAAAAACACGCGGCUGCCGGUGAAGUGGAUGGCGCUGGAGAGUUUACAGACGCAGAAAUUCACCACCAAGAGUGAUGUGUGGUCAUUCGGGGUGCUGCUGUGGGAGCUGAUGACUCGGGGAGCCCCCCCAUAUCCAGACGUAGACCCCUAUGACAUCACCCGAUACCUGUACAAGGGGAGACGCCUUCAACAGCCAGAGUAUUGCCCGGACCCACUAUACACCCUCAUGUUGCAGUGCUGGAGCCCACACCCAGAUGAGAGACCGACCUUCACCCAACUGGUCAACGAGAUGGAGACCAUUUCCAACUCCCUUAUGGGAGAUCACUACAUCAAUCUGAAUGUGACCUACAUCAACCUGGACAGGGACCUCCCUUUCCUGCCGGCACCCCCCGCAUCGGAGGAUGAGCUGGAGGAAGAGUCGUCCCAGGAAGAAGAGGAAUCCGAUGGCAUACUCUGAGGGCCGAUAGGGAACGUCCUUCUUCAGCUCUGAGGAGACCCUCAAAAAAACUGGAACUGAAAGGUUGUCGGCCCCCUAGAUCUGGAGUCCCUGGACCCCCCCCCCCCAGAAUGUUCCAUUUGCACAGUGUGAAGACACAACCAAUAGGACCAAAACAAAACGGAGCAUGCGCGUUUGUUAUACGAGUUGCACAAGUACAGAAGAUGAGCUGCAGGUUGUAGGAGGACCCGAGCCGUUCAUAUCAGCGACCAAUAAAAAGGACAAUUUUAAGACUGUAUUUAUUUUUAUUGGUGGAGCAGCACAGAGCGGCAUGUGC